AUUUUUCUCGCAAAUUUUUUUUCGCUGUCCCUCGACUCCCUCCCCCCACACGGCCACUGCCACCAGUCCACCACCACGUCCCCGCCGUCGUCGCCGUCUCCGUCUCCGUCUCACCCCACGCGCGUCCCGUCGCGUCCCGCUGCUGCUGGGAGGCGCGCCCGCUCGCUCGCGCGCGUCGCCGUGACGCUGCUUCCGCGCGCCGCCGCCGGCACCUCCCCAGCGCGUGGGUUCCAAGUCAAGGCGGCAGGGGGGUCCGGGGAGAGCGGACGGCGCGGGAGGAGGGGGGAUAAAGGCGGCCGCGGCGCGGGCGUGAGCUGCAGAAGCGGAGCAGAGGCGGCGUUCGACUCGGGCGGUGCGCUGAGCUCGGGGAUCGGCCGCGCGGGCCCGAGGAGGAUGGCGCAGGCCGAGGAGGCGCAGGCGCCGCUGCUGCAGACCGAGGAGGCGGACGCCGAGUGGAGCUCCAGGCCGCGCCGCAUUGCUCUCUUCGUCGAGCCUUCGCCCUUCGCCUACAUCUCGGGGUACAAGAACCGGUUCCAGAACUUCAUCAAGCAUCUACGAGAGAUGGGUGAUGAGGUGUUGGUAGUAACUACACACAAGGGAGCUCCCGAGGAAUUCUAUGGAGCAAAGGUCAUUGGCUCGUGGAGCUUUCCAUGCCCAUUGUACCAAAAUGUUCCACUUUCGCUGGCACUGAGUCCUAGAAUAUUUUCUGAGGUGAAUAAGUUCAAGCCGGAUAUAAUUCAUGCUACCUCACCUGGAAUUAUGGUUAUUGGUGCUCUUGCUAUAGCGAAGAUGGUAUCAGUUCCAAUGGUGAUGUCUUAUCACACACAUCUUCCAGCGUACAUACCGAGAUACAAUUUAAAUUGGUUACUUGAGCCCACGUGGAGUUUUAUAAGAUGCCUGCACAGAGCUGCAGAUCUCACUCUAGUUCCUUCAGUAGCUAUUGCCGAAGACUUUGAAACUGCUAAAGUAGUACCAGCAAACAGAAUACGGCUGUGGAACAAGGGCGUUGAUUCUGAAAGCUUUCAUACUAAAUAUCGGAGGCAUGAAAUGCGCGUCAGAUUGAGUGGUGGUGAGCCAGAGAAACCAUUAAUAAUACACGUGGGCCGUUUUGGACGAGAGAAAAAUCUGGAUUUUCUGAAAAGGGUUAUGGAGAGGUUCCCUGGAGCAAGAAUUGCCUUUGUUGGAGAUGGACCAUACAGGGCUGAGCUGGAAAAAAUGUUCACAGGCAUGCCAGCAGUUUUCACUGGAAUGCUCCAAGGUGAGGAGCUCUCACAAGCAUACGCCAGUGGAGAUGUAUUUGCAAUGCCUUCAGAGUCUGAGACUCUUGGGCAAGUAGUUCUGGAGUCCAUGGCUUCUGGAGUCCCAGUUGUUGCUGCUCGUGCUGGAGGAAUACCCGAUAUAAUACCCAAGGACAAGGAGGGCAAGACUAGCUUCUUGUUUACACCUGGAGAUCUCGAUGAAUGUGUGAGGAAGAUAGAGCAGCUCCUUAAGUCAAAAGAUCUCAGAGAAUCUGUUGGAAAGGCUGCCAGGGAAGAGAUGGAGAAGUGUGACUGGAGAGCAGCCUCGAGGAAAAUCCGCAACGAGCACUACAGCUCUGCAAUGUCAUACUGGCGGAAAAAGAUGGGCAAAACUUGACUAGGUUCCAUCGUUUCAGUCAGGAAUCAUUCUGAUGCUGCCCUCUCCGACUAGUUGCUGUCAAUAACUAAAAGAAUUUGUACAUUGUACCCAAACAGCUUGCAAGUUUGUGUGGCUAGCUGCAUUCAUAUCUCCACAGUUAUGAUGAUUGACCGACUACUACUUGUAUGAAAUUCAUGUACAUUAGACAGCCCUUUGAGAUUGCCCAUUGUAAUCUGCUAACUCAGAAGAUUUGACGCAAAUGCUCCAACAACUUCUAAGUAGUACCUUCAUUGUUUAGACAUCA
This is a messenger RNA of Panicum virgatum (switchgrass), 1921 nucleotides long. Its product is annotated as sulfoquinovosyl transferase SQD2-like. Gene Ontology annotation, molecular function: UDP-sulfoquinovose:DAG sulfoquinovosyltransferase activity. The coding region runs from base 394 to 1635 and encodes 413 amino acids. Gene Ontology annotation, biological process: sulfolipid biosynthetic process; glycolipid biosynthetic process. NCBI's taxonomy places the organism in Eukaryota, Viridiplantae, Streptophyta, Magnoliopsida, Poales, Poaceae. Gene Ontology annotation, cellular component: chloroplast envelope. The transcript is spliced from 11 exons. The record is from RefSeq and is a predicted model, not a curated record.